Molecule: messenger RNA, 755 nt
Organism: Camelina sativa (false flax)
Lineage: Eukaryota; Viridiplantae; Streptophyta; Magnoliopsida; Brassicales; Brassicaceae
Source: RefSeq, a predicted model, not a curated record
UUUUUUCAGUUUCUGAGGUUAAUUUGAUUAUAGAACCAAUUAGAACGAUUUGAUUUUUGGAAUCCUGUUGAUGUUAGCUAAGGUUACUGCAAAUUUGUUAGGUAAUGCUAUGGAUUUUGAAUGAAUCUCUAGUUUCGAACAUAUUAAGGGUUUAGCUAAUAGAAGAUACGAGAAUCUUGUUUAUGGAGAAAGAGGAAGACUUGUUAUUGCUAAUGUAGUUUGAUCUUUUAAGUUUUGGUUUGACAUUGGUUAUGUUCAUGUUAAUCGGCGUGUAUUUGUACGAGUCACUUUACAAGCAAAUUCCCACUAGCGAUAUGGCUCAGAUUUGGUUGAUGGAGUCUGGUUUGCUUCCAGCUGAAAAAGCAAAGAAAGUUCUUGAGAAGAAACUGCAAAAUGGUGGAAAGUUCAGUUCUCCUACAAAAUCUGCAGCUUCUACUCCGAGAAGCAACAACAAAUCAGUGCCCGCGAAGAAGGAGACAAAAAAAUCACCUUCUGAAGCUUUGUCAGACAAAAAGAAGGGAACUGUUUCGAAACCAGCCACGAAGAAGAGGAAGAACUCUGAUGAUGUUUGUGAUGACGACUCAGGUGAUGAUUUUGUGGCUAGCAGAGUCUCUAAAAAACCUAGAGCCAAGUAAGUAGUUGGAGUUAUAAGACUGAAUUUGUAAUCGGGUUUUAGUGACUCAAUUGGUAGAAUCCUUAAAGGAGACAAAUUCAUUAAGAGUAAUGGAAGAAUUGGCAGAUUGUUUCUGAUCUUA